This is a messenger RNA of Gymnodraco acuticeps, 3285 nucleotides long. It is a transcript of the gene sv2ba, whose product is annotated as synaptic vesicle glycoprotein 2Ba. Gene Ontology annotation, cellular component: membrane. The transcript is spliced from 13 exons. The record is from RefSeq and is a predicted model, not a curated record. Gene Ontology annotation, molecular function: transmembrane transporter activity. The coding region runs from base 362 to 2449 and encodes 695 amino acids. NCBI's taxonomy places the organism in Eukaryota, Metazoa, Chordata, Actinopteri, Perciformes, Bathydraconidae. Gene Ontology annotation, biological process: chemical synaptic transmission; transmembrane transport.
GUUGGCUGCAACACGGCCUUAGUAGGAUAAACUGACAUGGACAUUUGAAAAAUGCUACUUGGACGUUAGCAAUUAUUUAAAUGAUUAAAUCAGAAGUCCUUUUUAUCCAAAGGGAAUGCCAACUCUGGUUCAGCAUGCAGCACUGUGCACAUCAACGAAGGUAAAAGUCUUUCGACGCAGCCGUUGAGGACUUAAAGUCGAGACUUACGCUCCUCAGAAGAUCUCACCUGCAGCAGCACUGAGAGGAAUUUACGGCUCCUUGGGAGGAUUAUGCCAUUAUAGGUUACAACUUGAGCUUUUCUUAGAGUACCACGGCUACCGGGAAAAGUCAGUCCUGCUUUGCUAACACCAAGCAGGAACCAUGGAUGACCCCUAUCACAACAAUGUGACCAAGCAGGGGACAGGAGGUGGAGAAUACACCUACACCCAGGAAGGAGGAGGAGGAGGUCAAGAUGGCUACCCUUACCAGGCGGACUACCCUCCUCAGGAAGAAGACGCUCGAAGCGACGCCACCGAGGGCGCGGACGAUGACGAGCAGAUGUACGAGGGCGAGUAUCAAGGCGUUCCCCAUCCCGAUGAGAUCAAGGAGGCUCGGAGGGCGGCUCGGUUGGAGGCUAGGAGGAAAGCUCGUCAGGCUGCACAGCAAGAGGAGGAGGAAGACAACCUGCCGGAGCAAUACGAAACCCUGAUGGAGGAUUGUGGCCACGGGCGAUUCCAGUGGAUGCUGUUCGCCGUGCUGGGUCUGGCGCUGAUGGCUGACGGCGUAGACGGCUUCGUGGUGGGCUUUGUGCUGCCCAGCGCUGAGAAGGACAUGUGCAUAUCCAACUCUGACAAAGGGAUGCUGGGUCUGCUGGUGUACGUGGCGAUGAUGGUGGGGGCUUUGGUGUGGGGGGGUCUGAGUGAUAAGAUGGGCAGGAGGAAGUGUCUGAUCUACGUCCUGAGCAUCGACCUGGUCUUCUCCUUCCUCUCCUGCUUCGCGCAGGGCUACGGCUUCUUCCUCUUCUUCAGGAUCUGCUCCGGCUUCGGAAUUGGCGGCUCCAUCCCGAUCGUUUACACCUACUUCACUGAGUUCCUGCAGAUGGAUAAACGUGGAGAACAUCUGAGCUGGCUCUGCAUGUUCUGGAUGUUGGGGGGGCUUUACGCCUCUUUCACCGCCUGGGGAAUCAUCCCACACUACGGUUGGGGAUUCGCCAUCGGGACAGAGAUCCAGAUCCACAGUUGGAGAUUAUUCAUCUUCGUGUGUCUCUUCCCUGCGUUGGCUGCUCUCAUCGGAGUCAUCUUCAUGCCGGAGAGCCCUCGUUUCCUCCUGGAGGCUGCUCGACAUGAUGAAGCGUGGAUGGUUCUCAGGCGAGUUCACGACACCAACUGGAAGGCAAAGGGGGAACCAGAGAGAGUUUUCACGGCGACCAACAUCAAGACUCCACAGACUGAGGAGGACGAUUUCAUCGAGAUCCAGAGCGACACGGGGACGGCUUUCCAGCGCUGGACCGUCCGUCACAUGACCAUGCUGCAGCAGGUGAUGGCUAACAUCAUGUCGCUCUCUGCCGCUGAGCUCCGGCUGCAGGGCCUCUUCCUGCUCAUCGUCUGGUUCUGCCUGGCCUUCAGCUACCACGGGCUGGGAGUGUGGUUUCCUGAUAUGAUCAAAUACAUGCAGUACGAAGAGUACGAGUCCAAGGUCCGAGUGUUUCACCGAGAACGAGUCGAACGCUUCCACUUCAACUUCUCUUUAGUCAACCAGAUCCACCGCGAGGGCGAGUACAUCCACGACAAGUUUGCAAACAUUGAGAUUAAGUCUGUGAAGUUCGAGGAUUCUCUGUUUGAAAACUGCUACUUUGAGGAUGUCAGGUCCACCAACACCUUCUUUGAGAACUGCACCAUCAAAAACACCGUCUUCUAUAACACAGACCUCUGGGAGGAGAAGUUUAAAGACUGCAAGAUGGAGAACACCACCUUCCUCCACCCGAAGAAAGGCUGCCACCUGAACUUCCUGGAGGAAAACGACAUCGUAAUAUAUAUGGUCAGCUUCCUGGGGAGUCUGGCCGUCUUACCGGGGAACAUCCUCUCUGCUUUGUUCAUGGACAAGAUAGGAAGGAUACGAAUUAUAGGUGGUUCUAUGUUGGCGUCGGCCGCCUGUACUUUCUUGCUGCUGCUGAGUUUCAGUCAAGGAGCGGUAAUAUGUUGGCAGUGUCUCUUCUACGGCACCAGCGUGGCGGCCUGGAACGGCUUACAGGUCAUUUCUGUGGAGCUCUACCCCUCCGCCAAAAGAGGGACGGCGUUCGGUAUCCUGAACGGGAUCUGUAAGUUUGCCGCCAUCCUCGCCAGCUUCAUCUUCGCCAAAUUCAUCGGCAUCACGAAGAUAGUCCCGAUCUUCUUGGCCUUCGCUUCGCUCGUCUGCGGAGGUUUGGUCGCCCUGAAGCUGCCGGAAACUCGGGAGAAAAUCCUCCAGUGAACAGCCAAACUCCUGCAGCAUCCACCGCUGUAUCGCUAUGAGGAAAGCUUUUUGGGAAAGUGUAUCAGCUUCAACUGAAUUGGUUGCUGUGUUAUAAUUUAAAAAAAUUGAAAACCUGUCUGGUUGCCUACGUGAACCUGUGGUUGCUUUCUAUUCCCUCUGUGAGCUCCUCAGGCUCCUGUUAAAAAAAACUAGUGGUUCCUUUUUAUCAUUUACUCUCCGUCCUCCACACUGAUAAAACUAAAGCGUUGAUUUUAAUUAAAUGUAUUAUGUCAACAAACUCCACAUAACUGUAUUAGGUUAGCUGAAAACAAUCAUUUAAAUAGGUUCAACUUAAUAUGAUUGCUUUUAAAUAACCUAAUUAUGGGAAAGUUGUUGACAUAAUGCACUUCAGUGUACACACACACACACUGUAGCAACAUGUGUUUUGUUUGAGGUUUGUGUAACAGAAUAAGAGAUGUGUGUACUUGAAAGGUAGUUCAUGUUACCAUGUUGUGCUUUCAUUUCAUUCCCCCGCUGGAUACGAAAAAGGAAGGACUUAUAGUCGAAUUGGAUUUGAAUCCCGUUGUAUUUUCGCCGAGUCUCAGCAGCAAUAUCACAGUUGUUAUUCCGAGAAAACACCUCUUUUGUUCACCAGACGUUAUUUAUUCUGUCCGUCCUGUGUGUAUAGUCUUCUUUAGUCCACAUGUUGUUGCUCAGACUUAAACCUGGAUUGACCAUUUAAAGGUGGGGUAGGUCAUUUUGGAGAAAGCAGCUCGAGUGCGCUAGAAUUUGAAAAUACACAGCCGGAAGAAAUCUGCCCCUUCCUUCCUUCCUUCCCUCCUCCAACACACACG